Molecule: messenger RNA, 577 nt
Organism: Homarus americanus (American lobster)
Lineage: Eukaryota; Metazoa; Arthropoda; Malacostraca; Decapoda; Nephropidae
Product: cuticle protein 7-like
Exons: 3
Coding region: 43-468 (141 amino acids)
Cellular component (GO): extracellular matrix
Source: RefSeq, a predicted model, not a curated record
UUACCUCUACCAUCAAUCACUACAGCGACCUGCAACACUAACAUGGCUCCCAAGAUCUUCCUCCUGGCUGCCCUUGUGGCCUCUACCCUCGCUAGACCUCAACCCCAGGCCUAUAGUCACCCAGCCCCCGUCCCAGCCCUCGCCCAUGGCCCUAGCUACAGCCGCCCAGCUCCAGCACCUGUGGGUCCUGCUCAGUACGACUUCAACUACGUCGUGAGGGACAACGUCGGUAAUGACUUCGGUCACCAGGAAGCUCGUGACGGCUACAACACCCAGGGUUCCUACUCCGUGCUGCUGCCCGACGGUCGCCUACAGAAGGUGACUUAUUACGUUGAUGGUGACUCUGGUUACGUGGCUGAGGUGACCUACGAGGGUGAGGCCAAAUACCCCGCCUACCAUCCUGCCCCAGCACCUUCCUACCGGCCCGCCCCGACACCCUCCUACACGCCAGCACCUAGCUAUGGCUAAUGUCGUUAAUGGAUAUGAAUAGGUUUUAGGUAGAAAUUAACUUACCGCUAAUAAAAGCAUUAGGCAUCAUUUAUAGCAGCUAUUAAUAAAAGAACAUCACAAGAUAAAA